UGUUCCUCCUCCCGUCUUCUUUGGUGCAUAGUUUUUGCCGCGGCUACAUUUUUGACUUUAUUUAUUAAACAUGGCUCAGGCUCGAGUUACCGAUUUCUACUCCCAGCGAAAGAAAGGAGGGACCGGUUCAGUGAAGCAAGGGAAUAGUAGUACUGCUGUUUGCCAUGUCUGGUCGAAAAGCAGCGCCAUCAACACAAGGUCAAGCUGCUCUUCCAAACAAGAUGUAUUCUUAACUUCAUCCUCAAGCCAUGUUCGCGAGGAGUUCAUGCGAGUUAUCGAAUCUGCUGAAGGUGUGUCGACAGGAGAGUCGAUCGGCAAGACGGCCAGACAAAUCCCCCUCAGUCCCCGAACGCCGAAGCGCCCCUCGGCAAACACAGACUUUGAGACGGAUAUCAUUUCUGUAGCCACGGAACACAGCACAGCGAGAAAGAGGCGACAAGUAGAAGUUCAUCAUGUCGACAAAACUAAAGCUGAAGAAAAAGCGACACGAACGGCCAGAAAGAAACUUCUUCUUACGCAUCCAACAUCACAGACUUUUUGCAGAGAGAAUAUUACGGCCCUCAAGUCACGCCUUCAGACAAUCAAGAAACCAGCAGAAUUAGCCAAUGCUACAUCCUCUACUUCUGUUUCCACGCCCUUGGUUGCAUCCUCCAUCACUGUCUCCAAGUCAGCUCUAACCAGAGCAAAGGAACUUGCAGCUAAAGUUAGGACAAAGAAGGAGAGUGACUUGGAGGGAAAAAAGCUACAGAAAGAGACACAAGAUCAAGAGAGUGUUCAACAGCCAGCAUAUCAGCAGUAUCACAAUCUCGCCCAAGAAACUCCCCCAGGCCUCUCCCUGCCUUACCAGUUCAAGAUACUGGCCGAGAUGUUUAGGAGUAUGGACACAGUGGUUGCUAUGCUCUUCAACCGCUCUGAGACGGCUACCUUCUUCAAGAUCAAACAGGGAGUUCAGGAUAUGAUGCACAAGCGAUUUCAAGAGCACCACAUUGGCCAAAUGAUGACCGUAUUUCCUGAGGCCUACACAUUCAGACAGGAAAAGAACAUCCCGACAUUCAACAACUGUGUGAAGAAGGGCAGCUACCAGCUCACUGUGGAACCUGUCAUUUUACAUGGUCAACAGGAAGGUAGACCUGUCCUGACAGCCUCUAAUCUUUUGGCAAGGAGACGCACCUUCCAUCAGAAUCUUGUUUCCAUUGUAAAACAACACCACAAGGUCUUUCUCGCCUCCUUAGUCCCUCCAGUGUGUGUACCUGAAGACAAACUGACCCGCUGGCACCCUAACUUUAAUGUGGACAUGGUGCCAGAUGUGCAGUCAAGCUUACUGCCUCAACCGCCUCGCGCUGAAAAAUUUUCCACUGCCCAGGAAGUGUUAGACAAAGCCCAUUCUCUCAUUACUCCCAAGAUGGAGAAGGCUUUGGUGGCUCUGGCUCAGAAGACAGAAGAUGCAGAAUGCAGAGAGACGUCUCCACAAAACCUGAACUGCACACUAACAUCUGCUCCACCUCCCGUUCCAAAUGCCCUGAAAGGAGUGUCCCAGUGCUUGUUGGAUAGGAUUCGAGCAAAGGAAGCCCAGAAGCUCCAGGCAGCUAUGACUCGAAACCCCUCUCAAGAAGAGCGCCUCUUGAUGAUGUCGCAGCUUGGGGAGCUAGCAAGGAUUCUUCGGAAUGUUUUUGUUUCAGAAAAAAAACCCGCUUUAAUCAUGGAAGUUGUUUGUCAUCGCAUGGUCGCCAGCUUCAGAGCAGCUCUCACUUCAGGUGAAAUGGAGAAACACAUUCGUUUGCUGGCAGAGCUGACCCCUGACUGGCUUACCAUCCAUCCGAUCAGGAAGGACUUCUAUCUUAAAUUGAACAAGAACAUGGACCUAAGUGUGAUUCUGGACAAACUGAGAUGCAGACUUCGAGAAGAGGAGAGGCUCUCAGGCCAGUAAUCCAAGUGAAAUGAUGAAGCGAUAUUAUGGUCUGUGACUCUGAACUGCUCCAUGAAUGUGCCAUCGCUGGAUGACAUGAGGACCACCUUUACUGGUUGGAAAGCAUUAUGUGUGAUGCAACCUGUGUGUAAGUAGGCUUUGCUGGGCCACCUAUUCAUUAUGCCACGUCCUUAGAAGUGUGUCAACGUCCCAUGUUGGAAGGCAUUUUUGUAAACGGAAGUGUUUUUUUCCCCUUGAAGAUGUUCUAUCAGCAUGUAAACAAUUCUUAUUUUAGUAUCUCUUGGGUGAGAAUUAUGCAAUCUUUAAUGAUCAUGGCCUCAUUUUAAAAAAUAAACCGAGUUCAUGCCUCCGACACUGUAUGAAGUGAAUCUGUGUAUCCACCCUACUACAAGCAAGAGGGAACAGUAUGAAUCGGGUGAAGUUAUAACAGGCCGUUAACGUCACAGGCAGGAGCAAAAAAAAGGAGUGCUUGAUUUGCUCACACACACAGUACAGGUAAUCUUGCCUCAUAAGAGCGUUUUUUUUUUUUCAUUAUCGGUUAUCGGAGCUAUUUUUAAUGUUAUCGGAUUUAUCAGUAUGACGUGCUAAUUCGCUGAAAUAGGCCCGAUAAUUAUCGUACACCCCUGAUUAUAUUUUCAAGAGGAAAAUAGAAAUUAAACUUGGGUAUUGGGGAAUCAGCAGCAGUGUAGUUUUACUGUUCUCUAAAAAUAAGUCCUCCCCAAACUAUUUUUCAGUUCUUCCAGGAUUCUGGGGCAUUUUCUGAUUGUUGCGGCCUAAAUUGCUUGAUUUCGCAGAAGCCUUUUCUCAAAGUUGCUGCAAACGU
Dunckerocampus dactyliophorus (ringed pipefish) is the source of this 2750-nucleotide messenger RNA. It is a transcript of the gene cdt1, whose product is annotated as chromatin licensing and DNA replication factor 1. Gene Ontology annotation, molecular function: DNA polymerase binding; DNA binding. Bases 71 to 1927 code for a protein of 618 amino acids. Gene Ontology annotation, biological process: DNA replication checkpoint signaling; regulation of DNA-templated DNA replication initiation; mitotic cell cycle. Gene Ontology annotation, cellular component: nucleus. The record is from RefSeq and is a predicted model, not a curated record. The transcript is spliced from 9 exons. Lineage: Eukaryota; Metazoa; Chordata; Actinopteri; Syngnathiformes; Syngnathidae.